AUGGCUACAGAAGUUGAUAUCGAUGAUUCAUUUUAUAGUCGACAAAGGUACAUGUUGGGCGAUCUUGCUAUGCGCCAACUAUCGAAGGCUAAGGUAUUUCUUAGCGGUUUAGGAGGCCUUGGCGUUGAAAUAGCAAAAAAUGUAACGUUGGCCGGUGUUAAGGGUCUAACACUUCACGAUGUCAAAAACGCUUCUGUCUAUGAUCUUGGAACCCAAUUCUAUUUAAAUACCGAAAACAUUACAAAAAUUGAGAAUAGAGCGAAGGCAAGUUUUCAAAGCAUCUCUCAACUUAAUCCACAUGUUGUAGUGGAUGUUUCAACUACUCCAUUCAAUUGCGAAAGUGACCUAUCGUUCUUAUUACAAUAUCAAUGUGUCGUUUUAACUGAAAGUCCGUUAGAGUUACAAGUUGUCGUAGAUCAGUUUUGUCGAUCGCAAGAUCCACCUAUUGCUUUUAUUUCAGCUGAUGUAUUUGGAUUAUUCUCCUUCUUAUUUUGUGAUUUUGGUGAGAGUUUUCAAGUUAUUGAUGGAGAUGGAGAAGAGCCUGAAGAAAUACUUCUAUCCAACGUAUCUAAAGAUAAUCCUGCGGUAGUGAAGACAAUAUAUGGCGUGCGUCAUGGUCUAACAACUGGAGAUUACGUAAAAUUUCGUGAAAUUAAAGGAAUGACUGCAUUAAAUAAUAGAAUUGAACAAAUAACAGUGAUCAGUCCGGACGAAUUUACCAUUUGUGAUACAACCUCCGACCAAUUUGGGUCGUAUGCCAACGGUGGUACAUGUGUUCGCGUUAAGAUACCGUUUAAUGUGCAAUUUGAGGAUCUAUCAACGCAAUUUAAUAAACCUGAUAUUGCAAUGACAGAUUUUAGCAAGCCUGAGGUAAAUUUGCAAAGUAUAAUUGCUUUAAGAGCCUUACAUACCUUCAACGAUGGCUAUAAGCGAAUGCCAAGGAUAAGGGACACUAAAGAUGCUGAGCAAGUCAUUAACAUAGCACUGUCAAUAAUUGAUAGCAUGAUUACAAAGGUUGAUAAAUUAGAUGUUGAUAUAGUUACACAGUUGGCGUACACUUGCCAGGGAUGUUUUCAGCCAUUAGUUGCAACCAUGGGCGGCAUUGUUGGCCAAGAAGUUCUUAUUGCGCUAACUAAUAAAUACGCACCUAUAAAACAAUGGUUGUGCCUAGAAACUCAAAGUUUAUUUGAUGGAAGCAAAGACAAUUCUAUGUUUUUACCAAGAAAUGAUCGAUAUGAUGGACUACGAAUAUGUAUUGGAAAUGAUAUUUGCGAGCGCUUGUCUAAGUUGAGGCUGUUUAUGGUUGGGUGUGGAGCAAUUGGAUGUGAAAUGUUAAAGAACUGUGCACUAACAGGGAUUGCUACUUCCGUAGAUGGGCUAAUGACAAUAACUGAUCAUGAUCUUAUAGAAAAAUCGAAUCUAAAUCGGCAAUUUUUAUUUAGAGAAUCCCAUAUUCAGAAAUCGAAGGCAGUUUGUUCUGCAGAGGUUACUCGAGUAAUCAAUCCAGUUGGUCCUAGUACUGAAACGAGUGUUCACUGUGAUUCAUUUUUUAAAACGUUACACGUCGUUGUAAAUGCUCUUGAUAAUGUUGAAGCUAGACGAUACAUGGAUGGCCGUUGUGUAAGUAAUCAGCGACCUCUACUAGAUUCUGGAACGACUGGCCCUAAAGGGCAUGUCCAGGUUAUCUUACCAUUUGAAACAGAGACUUACUCCGAUCAGCGUGAUGCAAAUGAUGAGACUGUUAUUCCUUAUUGUACCUUAAAAUCUUUCCCAGCACGUAUUGAACAUACUAUUCAAUGGGCAAGAGAUAAGUUUGAAUCUUUUAUGGUACAUAAACCUUCUACUUAUUCAAAAUUUUGGUCAAUUCAUGGUCAACCAAAUGAAAUUAUAGAGAAACUUGAGAGAAACCAAAGUUUACAAGGGAUCGUAGUAGUCGCGAAGCUGUUAAAUAACAGGCUCCAUACUUGGGAAGAUUGUAUCAGAAUUGCCAGAAUUAAAUUCGAAAAGUAUUUCAAUCAUAAGGCUCGUCAGUUGUUAGAUGCGUUCCCACUAAGUGCAACCCUUUCUGAUGGAUCAUUAUUUUGGAGUUCUCCUAAACGUCCUCCCGCUCCUCUACAAUUUGAUGUACAUAACGAAACUCAUAUAGCAUUUAUUGAAUCAACGGCUAGAUUACUUGCAGAUGUUUAUGGCUUAUCGUAUAAUCAACAGCUAGCGCGGAUAUCUAUUCCUGCUAUCGUUGCUGACACUGUUAUUCCUGUAUAUACCAAAUCAAAUAAGGAAAUUGUUGUUGAUGAAUCGGUGAAGAAAGAGGAAAUAACAAAAGUGGAGACGAAAAUUGAAAAAUAUAUUCAUGAUGUUAAUCUUCGGGCUAUGAUGUAUGGAAUUGAAACUGUUGAUAGACUAAAAACAAAAAGAAUUGCUGGAAAGAUAGUGCCCGCUAUUGCUACGACAACUGCUACCGUUGCUGGUUUAGUUACGGCUGAAUUAAUCAAGAUUGUAAGUCAAUUACCUCUAAAUGGCUAUCGAAACGCGUUUAUCAAUUUGGCUAUACCAUUGGUACUCCUAUCAGAACCUGGACCUGCAAAUAAAACAGCUAUUAAUGACGAUAUUUCGUAUACGUCGUGGGACCGAUGGGAUGUUGUAGGAGAUGAAUCUUUUACAUUGUCACAGUUUAUACAGUGGUUCAAGGAUCAUUAUAAACUUACUGCUACGGCGGUCAUGCAUGGAGUUAAGAUCAUUUAUAUGGCCGUGAUGCCUGGGCAUGCUAAAAAAAGGGAUCAAACGAUGAAGAAAUUAUUAAAGUUGCAAAGUAGCGUAAAAAGUGUCGAGUUAACUGUUUCGUUUGAAGACAAGUAUGGCGAUUCCGUGACUACUCCUCCAAUACGUUAUAGUUUAAGUUAG
Molecule: messenger RNA, 2901 nt
Organism: Trichoplax adhaerens
Lineage: Eukaryota; Metazoa; Placozoa; Uniplacotomia; Trichoplacea; Trichoplacidae
Exons: 32
Coding region: 1-2901 (966 amino acids)
Biological process (GO): protein sumoylation
Cellular component (GO): cytoplasm; SUMO activating enzyme complex
Molecular function (GO): SUMO activating enzyme activity
Source: RefSeq, a predicted model, not a curated record